This is a messenger RNA of Ictalurus furcatus (blue catfish), 2751 nucleotides long. RefSeq names its product mitochondrial fission process 1 (gene mtfp1). Gene Ontology annotation, biological process: mitochondrial fission. The transcript is spliced from 5 exons. NCBI's taxonomy places the organism in Eukaryota, Metazoa, Chordata, Actinopteri, Siluriformes, Ictaluridae. Gene Ontology annotation, cellular component: mitochondrion. The record is from RefSeq and is a predicted model, not a curated record. The coding region runs from base 394 to 891 and encodes 165 amino acids.
AAGGGACUAUCUCAAAAUAGACGGGCCAAAAGGCUUUGGUGGGAUCUGUGGCACAAUAAAAUACAACAAAUUUACCAUCUUUUAACCAUCUGGUCUUCGAAUGACCAUUAUUAUUUUGAAGUUGCUUCCAAACUAACCUAUUUUUUAGUCAAAAUAAGCUUUUCUUUUUUUUUUAUUAGCACACUUACAAGUUUGCUUGUAACCCUAACUCUAAGUUUGCAUCCCUGCUUGAAAUGCUGGAGUUAUUUUUAUUAAAGAUGACUUAUUAACGUGUCUAAUAAUUACUAAUGUGUCUAAUAUCUAUCUAGAGUGCAACUCUAGCAGCUCACAACUCUACAGUAGGUGAAGACGCCAUAAAUCCGGUGUGUAUGGAAAUGUACUAACGCGGAACCAAUGGAUCCCAUACCGGAGACCGAGAGUCAAAAGGUCGACAUUUAUAGGGACACAUGGGUUCGGUAUUUGGGAUAUGCCAACGAGGUGGGCGAGGCAUUUCGUGCCCUUGUGCCUGUCAGCAUGGUAUGGGCGAGUUACGCCAUCGCUACGGCAUAUGUGUCAGCUGACGCAGUGGAUAAAGGCAAGAAGGCAGCUGUGGCUCACGAUGAUCACCCGGGGAAGACUACACGUGUAGCUGUGGCCGUCGUGGACACGUUCGUGUGGCAGGCGUUGGCGUCUGUAGCCAUUCCCGGCUUCACCAUCAACCGUGUGUGUGCUGCAUCUCUCUACCUGCUGGGCAAAACCACGCGCUGGCCUUUACCCGUGCGCAAGUGGACCACCACUGCCAUCGGCCUUUCUACUAUCCCUUUCAUUAUUAAACCCAUCGACAGGUCUGUAGACUUCCUCCUGGACUCCAGCUUGAGGAAGGUGUACGGUGGAGGAGAAAAGCAUGAAUGAAGACCAGGGAGCCGACGUGAAGCCGAUGUACACACGUCCACGUGAAACCUCACCAGAUCACAGCAGCAGCAGGGGCCGAUUUUUCAUUUCCAUAUUUCAUAAUGUUUCACCAUGACGCACAACCUCAUCGAGUUUCUAGGGGCGUACCGAUACAGCAUACCCAUAGUUUGAUACGAGGCCCUCGAUCCGAUUAACAGAUUCAUUAUACUGCAUAAAAAAAGUAGACCAUUUUUCAUAAAAUACAGCAUAUAUACAAUCUGUCUGAAUUGAACAUACAAACUUAUUAUUCUUAUUCUUAUUAUUAUUAUUCAGGUGAUGCUUAUUUUUACUGUAUUGAAACUGUAUCGAGACACCACCAUAAGAUAUCAUAUCGAAUUUGAAUUUUGUGUAUAGUUACACUCCGAUGAGUUUCAUAUACUGUAAGAAGCACAACACUAAUGGUGAUGUGUGAUAAUGCUGAAAAAAACUGUUCUGGUGUAAGAAAAAAAAAAAGUUACCAGUAUAGCUGGCUUCAACAUUUGAUAGGUGUACAUCACAACAUGAACAAAUAGAGUCUCUUGCACAGGACCUCAGUUCCCUAGUGUUACUUGGUGUCUUUUAUUUCUUUCCUUUUUUUAAAAAAGUAUUUUAAAUAGUAUCAUAUUGGAAGCUUUUCCUCAGACAGUUAUAUUUGCCUUGCUAAUCUUUAGUCUAAUAUACUCAUAGAUAAAAACAAUGAAAACAUUAUUGUACAAUGUAUAUUAAUUUUCUAUACCUCACAUAAUUGGUGCAUUAUAUGCAUAAUUGGUAAGAUUUGACUUAGUUGUACCUCGCGCAUUAUAUCGAAAUGUCCAGAUGGUUAUCGGAACAGAUUAGUAAGAAAGUUUGUGAGAGCACACUAUGCAAAAGACACCAAGCCAUAAGUUGCUGAUUCUAGCAAAAACUGUAUAAAAUAAAUAAAUAAAUAAAUAAAUAAAUACAAGAUGUGAAACCAUAAUUCGUCCCAGCAAAGAGUUGGCUGUGAUGCCAACAACAGAAAUAGUAAAUAUUUUUGAUUCUGUAGGUGAACUUUAUUACUUUCUAUCUUUCUGAAUAUUCACAUAUCUAAUUUGGAUACAUAUCUUAUACAUGCAUUUAUGACUACUCAAGAAGCAUAAGGGAAACAGUGUUUUAUUUGUUUACAUGGUUUUUUUUUAAAGGAAAUGUUUGUUUUCAUGUUAUAGGGCAUCAAAUAUAUCAGUAUGAAAUGUGACGUUGAAAAUUAGAAGGGUUUAUUUUUUUAUUAAUAAGGUGUUCAUUUUUAGCUGCUCUAUGAUAACAUUUGAUUUUUUUUUUUUAAAGAUGCUUUCGUUGAAAAAAAAAGAGGAUGUUUUAAUAUGUAAUAAAACAAACAAAAAAAAAUGCUGUAACAAAGUCCAUAAUAAAGUGAACUGUAAAGAAACUAGGCUGUUAAUUGAUUCCUGCUGGAACCUGAUGUUUAAUGGUUAUUAGUUGGAAGUGUGUCCCAAACAAUUGUCUAUUUUACUAUUUAAAAACAAAACAAACAGAGUUUUAUGUUAAAACGUUGUACAGUUUUUUCCACAGAAAAAACACCAUUCCAUUUCUAAUAAGCAGAAUUUAGAUCCUUGUCACCGAUGUUUAUGUAUAUACAAUCUUUACUGAAAUUUGCUGCCAUUGCAUCUGAUCUAAUCUGAUCCUACUACAGUACAUCAAACUGAUCAUCACUCCUGUUCUGAUGGUUUGUAAAUUUCCCUUUGUGUACCAUCUUUAUGAUUUACAGCGAUAACGGCGGUCAUUUUCCCAUGAAUUUCUAUACACUUCAUUCACAUGGCAAUUCAGUGCGCUUUUAAUAAUCACUCCUAUUUCAGUAACUUGUCAAUU